UACUGAGUGUUGCAAUGAGCUCUGGUUGUCUUUAUAAAGUAAUGUACUGAGUGUUGCUAUGAGCUCUGGUUGUCUUUAUAAAGUAAUGUACUGAGUGUUGCAAUGAGCUCUGGUUGUCUUUAUAAAGUAAUGUACUAAGUGUUGCAAUGAGCUCUGGUUGUCUUUAUAAAAGAGGUGUGCAUCUUCGUGAGGCAGACAUCUUCUCAGUCACUCAUACAGUAAACUAUACAAAACGGACGUCUAUCUCAACAAUGAUGUUCAGCUUGAUGCUGGUUCUGCUGGUCCCCGUGGCGGUACAGUCAUCUCUGCAUCCAGUGGACUGUAACGAGGUGUACCAAUCAGGUUCUGGACAGAAUGGGGUUUACACUAUUUAUCCUGCAGGAUCCACUUCACCUGUCCAGGUGUUCUGUGAGAUGUCGAUGGACAGUGCAUUUUCAGGAAAGUGGACGGUGAUUCAGAACAGACAGGAUGGAUCAGUGAACUUCCACAGGAAGUGGAAUGAGUACAAGAGUGGGUUUGGGAGCGCAGCUGGAGAGUACUGGCUGGGGCUGGAGACGAUGUAUCUCCUGACUAUGAAAAAGACCUAUGAGCUGAGGGUGGACAUGGAGGACUUUGAGGGGAAUAAGGUCUAUGCUCAGUACUCCACAUUCUCUGUUGGACCAGAAGCUGAAGGGUACCCGCUAAAGCUGGGUUCAUUCAAAGAUGGAGGAGCAGGAGAUUCCAUGACUCAUCACAGUGGUCAGAAAUUUACAACGUUAGAUAAGGAUCAGGACCUUAACGACAGCAACUGUGGCCAGAUAUACUACGGUGGAUUUUGGUACAACAACUGCCAUUGGACUAAUCCCAAUGGGAUAUACGCGUGGGGGGAGUCUGCCUACGGUGUUGGCAUCAACUGGAGAACAUGGAAAGGCUUCACAUACUCCCUGAAAAGAAUGACCAUGAAGAUCAGACCAGCCACUGGAUAGAAGGGAAACAGCUUAACUGUUAAUUAAGCAUCUCUAUUUUCUAACAACAUUUCUAAAUCAACAUUUUUAAUAACAAUGAUUGCCAUACAAAACAUUUUUUCCCACCACUUGCACACAUUACGUUUACCUAGGAGGUGGUGUCUUUAUUUCUAAGUAAAGUUUGUGUUUGGGUCUUCGGGGGGUAUCAGUGGGUGCCGCAGCACCCAGUACGCCAUCUGAUCUACUAAAAAGUGCUGCUUUGCCAUAGCAACAGAAACCUGACUGCAGUGGGGAUGAUGUGACUCCUACCCAUCCUCUAACUCUCUCUGUUUCCUACCCUAACUCACUGUCUGUUUCCUACCCUAACUCACUGUCUCUCUGUUUCAUACCCUAACCAACUGUCUGUUUCCUACCCUAACUCACUGUCUCUCUGUUUCAUACCCUAACCAACUGUCUGUUUCAUACCCUAACCCACUGUCUGUCUGUUUCAUACCCUAACCAACUGUCUGUUUCAUACCCUAACCCACGGUCUGUCUGUUUCAUACCCUAACCCACUGUCUGUUUCCUACCCUAUAACCCACUGUCUGUUUCAUACCCUAACCCACUGUCUGUCUGUUUCAUACCCUAACCCACGGUCUCUCUGUUUCCUACCCUAACCCACUGUCUGUUUCCUACCCUAUAACCCACUGUCUGUUUCAUACCCUAACCCACGGUCUGUCUGUUUCAUACCCUAACCCACUGUCUGUUUCCUACCCUAUAACCCACUGUCUGUUUCAUACCCUAACCCACUGUCUGUCUGUUUCAUACCCUAACCCACGGUCUCUCUGUUUCAUACCCUAACCCACGGUCUCUCUGUUUCAUACCCUAACCCACGGUCUGUUUCACACCCUAACCCACUGUCUGUUUCACACCCUAACCCUCUGUCUGUCUAUUUCAUACCCUAACCCACUGUCUGUUUCACACCCUAGAACCCACGGUCUCUCUGUUUCAUACCCUAACCCACGGUCUCUCUGUUUCAUACCCUAACCCACUGUCUGUCUGUUUCAUACCCUAACCCACUGUCUGUCUGUUUCAUACCCUAACCCACGGUCUCUCUGUUUCCUACCCUAACCCACGGUCUCUCGGUAUCCUACCCUAACCCACUGUCUGUCUGUUUCACACCCUAACCCACUGUCUGUUUCCUACCCUAACUCACUGUCUCUCUGUUUCCUACCCUAACCCACUGUCUGUUUCCUACCCUAACUCACUGUCUCUCUGUUUCCUAUCCUAACCCACUGUCUGUUUCAUACCCUAACCCACUGUCUGUUUCCUACCCUAACUCACUGUCUGUCUGUUUCAUACCCUAACCCACUGUCUGUUUCCUACCCUAACUCACUGUCUCUCUGUUUCCUACCCUAACAAACUGUCUGUUUCCUACCCUAACCCACUGUCUGUUUCCUACCCUAACCAACUGUCUGUUUCCUACCCUAACCAACUGUCUGUUUCCUACCCUAACACACUGUCUGUUUCCUACCCUAACCAACUGUCUGUUUCCUACCCUAACCAACUGUCUGUUUCCUACCCUAACCCACUCUCUGUUUCCUACCCUAACCCACUCUCUGUUUCCUAUCCUAACCCACUCUCUGUUUCCUACCCUAACCCACUCUCUGUUUCCUACCCUAACCCAGUCACUGCUCAUCCAUAUAUUUUAGACAUAUAUUCUCAUCCCAUUCCUUAGAUUGUGUAUAUUAGGUUUUGUUGUGGAAUUGUUAGAUAUUACCUGUUAGAUACUGCUGCACUGUUGGAUCUGG
Molecule: messenger RNA, 2734 nt
Organism: Oncorhynchus gorbuscha (pink salmon)
Lineage: Eukaryota; Metazoa; Chordata; Actinopteri; Salmoniformes; Salmonidae
Product: microfibril-associated glycoprotein 4-like
Exons: 6
Coding region: 147-965 (272 amino acids)
Biological process (GO): elastic fiber assembly
Source: RefSeq, a predicted model, not a curated record